AUGAAAUUGUUGAACUUAUUUAAAUUCUACUCUGUUUGCCAUUUGUUAUAUACAGAUUAUACAUAUUGUUUUGUAUUUUAUAAUUUUUUAAACCUAGAACUAAACAAAUUAGGACAUAGUCCAUUUAUUUUAUUAGCUUCAAAGAACCCUAAAUCAAGUAAAUACUUCAAAGGAGAAAAAGUCAAAUCCGAAGAAGAUUUUCAAAGGAUUUUAGAAACAGCAAAAUCACUAAACCUAACAGAAAAGGAUUUAAACGAUUACGCAUUAAAACACCUUCCAGAAGAAAGUUUGAGGAAGAGGUUCCUAUAUCUAAUAAAACCAAAAAAGGAAGAGAAAGUACUCCCGAAAAGAUUACGUAAACAUUUGGCAAUAUUGCCACAAAAAAAUAUAGAAUACCCAAUAGACGAAGCAAUAAGUAGAAUAAAAAUAAUUAGCGGGACUAAAUUUGUGGAAGGAAUCGACGUCGCAAUAAGGAUACCAGUGACAAAUAAAAAAGCAAAAUCGACAGCAGGACAGUAUUCUAAACUAAUAACGAUACCAUAUAAGUCACUUAAAUCAAAGAGAACAAAAGUAGGAAUAUUCGGAAUUAAAGAUACAGUAGAAGAGAUAAAAUCAAAAGGGCUUGAAAAUUUGGUUUUUAUCGGAGGCGAAGAAUUAAUUAAGGAGUUUAAGGAAAAACAAGAAAUACCAGAAGUAAACCUAGUCCUAUCAGACGUUGAAACAUACCCGAAACUUAGUCUUUUGGGGAAAUUGCUGUCAAAGCAAGGGUUAAUGCCAAAUUUGUCAGUAGGAACGUGUGUAGAGUCAAAAACAGAUUUCCUAGAAAUAAUCGACGACCUAAUAAACAGAAACGUAUUGGUGAUUAAAUCUGACAAAACGGGAGAUAUCAAGUGUAAUUUCGCAGAUGUGUCAAUGCCAUUGGAUGAAAUAAGAACAAAUUUGCUAGAAAUAUUUAGAUAUCUGAAGAAAAAUAAGCCGCCAUACUCAACACAGAAAUUUGUAAAUAAAAUAUUUAUAUCGUCAUCGAUGGGCCCGUCAUUCAGAUUAAACGUCAAACAACUGAAAAGCAAUUCUAAAUAA
Theileria annulata is the source of this 1080-nucleotide messenger RNA. RefSeq names its product chloroplast ribosomal protein L1 or 50S ribosomal protein L10, putative. The transcript is spliced from 3 exons. NCBI's taxonomy places the organism in Eukaryota, Apicomplexa, Aconoidasida, Piroplasmida, Theileriidae. The record is from RefSeq and is a predicted model, not a curated record. Bases 1 to 1080 code for a protein of 359 amino acids.